AUGGACAACUUUGGCCGAUCCAUGCGUCUCGACAGCAACGUGACCACGCAGCGGCUGGCCGAGGUAGGGUUCGUUGACAUCAAAGAGGAGGUCAUCCGGAUUCCUUUCAACCCAUGGCCGACAGACACAUAUUCUCGGGACAUUGGCCGUUGGUUUAACUUGGUUAUGAAGCAGGGAUUCCAACCUCUGUGUCUGGCGCCCUUUGCGAGAGGACUCAACAAGUCGUUUUCCGAGAUUAACGACUUUGUGGAAGAGGUCAAGGCGGAGGCAUAUCUUCACGGCGAGAAGACCACAGUGAGUCUCGCUCGUUUGCUUGUUUCUACCACCCUCAAACCACUCGGGUACAACAAGAGCACCCCUGUGGGAUAACCCACCCGCUUACCUCGGCCUUGCUGCACCUUCGGUCGUACCCACAUUCAACCCGACGGGAGCGCCAGGGCCGGAGUAAUGCGAUAAAUGAACCACGUUCUCCCCUCCCAGUUGACUAUUCAAUGACGUGUGGCAUUCUAAAACAUUACAGGGGGGACAACCCAGCUUCCUCUUCCCAGACCUCCAGGUCGCGAGCCCGCCAGCACUAAGGUACAUGUUGGCCCACCCAUCUUACACCCGCCAGCAACCAGCAUUUUCACUCGGAAGCAGCUCUCUAAGUCGCCGAUUCCGUAUGCACGUCGACCCCACGGGGUGUCACAUUUACGCACCACCAUCCAUAUUACGACACACUACCGUGUAUAUAUAUCUAUACAUGAUCUGGCCUUUUGCGGCCAACUCUUUCAGCUCUUUUCCUCGCCGACUUGACGAGCAGCAGUGCUUUUGGGAACCUUAUGCGAUUUCGAGGUGAAAAUGGCCAGCACGUUUCGUUCUUCUCCAACCCUGCCCAGUCGCACGUUAUGGGGCUCUACUCGCUUAUCUACUGAGCUUGACAUUGAUGGGAGUUGCCGAAUGGGUGGCUCGAAGGCCCACCAUUGGUUCAGAUUUGUCGAGGUUCUUCGAUCGGCCUCACAAGCGCUUUGUCUUUUCACUGUUCAGCGUUGCUUUCAGCCAAAGGCGUUUAGGGAGUUAUAGGGGAUAGGAAGGCAUAAUGGAGGGCUCGAAGAUGGAACAACAGGGGGGGUGUGGUACGUGGCAGGUCGGCAUGUGUGGAACAUCCCAUGUCUAUUGGUUGGCUACAGAAUGGAUGUUUGCCAUGUAUCAUCGAAGGUCUGUUCGCUUUUCGUCACCCUUGGGGCAGCAGCGCGAUUGGGUGUCGCGUAUAUCCAGGUUACACAACAGA
Messenger RNA from Podospora pseudopauciseta, 1270 nucleotides. RefSeq lists its product as uncharacterized. The transcript has 2 exons. Lineage: Eukaryota; Fungi; Ascomycota; Sordariomycetes; Sordariales; Podosporaceae. Bases 1 to 369 code for a protein of 122 amino acids. The record is from RefSeq and is a predicted model, not a curated record.